Messenger RNA from Trichoplax adhaerens, 591 nucleotides. RefSeq lists its product as uncharacterized. Lineage: Eukaryota; Metazoa; Placozoa; Uniplacotomia; Trichoplacea; Trichoplacidae. The transcript has 6 exons. Gene Ontology annotation, biological process: phosphatidylcholine biosynthetic process. The record is from RefSeq and is a predicted model, not a curated record. Gene Ontology annotation, molecular function: S-adenosylmethionine-dependent methyltransferase activity. The coding region runs from base 1 to 591 and encodes 196 amino acids.
AUGGAGAAUUUAAAUGGCUAUAUGGACGUUAACGAUUGGCGCUUGUUAUAUGCCAUGGGCACUAUCAUAUUGAGCCCUCUUUAUUGGAAUGUUAUUGGUCGUUUGGAGAUGAAAACCAAGUUUUUUACGAGCAUUUUUGGUUCAAAUUAUAUUGGAUGCUAUUUUAUUGGAUUAACUAUAUUAAUGUUAGGCUUUCAUAGGGACUAUCGGUUUUAUGAUCUAAUUGAAGCUCAACCGAAAUCAGACUUUUUGGAUCAGGAAAGUUUUAAAUUUAUUGGAACUGCCCUAAUGGUAGUUGGUACUAUUUUAGUACUAACGUCCUAUUGGAGGCUUGGAUUUACUGGAACCUUCUUGGGUGAUUAUUUCGGAAUCUUACUGGAGGAGAGAGUUACAACAUUUCCAUUUAAUAUUUUUGAUAACCCAAUGUAUAUUGGGUCAACUUCAAAUUUCCUGGGAUUAGCUUUACGAUCCGCUAGCCCAUGUGGUAUUAUUAUGUCAGGAUUUGUUUACUUGGUCUACUGGAUAGGAUUACUACUGGAAGAGCCAUAUACCGAAGAAAUUUAUCGUCAAAAGAAUGAAAAAUUGACGUAG